Molecule: messenger RNA, 10878 nt
Organism: Acanthochromis polyacanthus (spiny chromis)
Lineage: Eukaryota; Metazoa; Chordata; Actinopteri; Pomacentridae
Product: NLR family CARD domain-containing protein 3-like
Exons: 8
Coding region: 3791-6844 (1017 amino acids)
Molecular function (GO): protein binding
Source: RefSeq, a predicted model, not a curated record
AAUCCUUCAGAGACCAGAGUCCUCUGGACCUCCAUCCAGCUGUGUGUCCUUCAAAAGUGACCAGUCUAAGGAAGAUAUUAUUAACUUUAAAGGAGAACCAGGUCCUGCUGCAGAGAGGGUCGCGGGGGGUGCUGGAGCCUAUCCCAGCUGACUCAGGCGAAGGCAGGGGACACCCUGGACAGGUCGCCAGUCUGUCACAUGGCUACAUAUACAGACAAACAAUCACACUCACACCUACGGACAAUUUAGAGUUACCAAUUAACCUCAGCAUAUUUUUGGACUGUGGGAGGAAGCUGGAGUACCCGGAGAAAACCCACACAUGCACAGGGAGAACAUGCAAACUCCAUGCAGAUAGAGCCUGGGCUCAGGCCGGGACUCGAAUCAGGGAUCUUAUUGCUGCAAGGUGAACGUGCUAACCACUUACUCCACUGUGCAGCCCUGCAACAUAUAUGCAUGGCUCAAAGUAUUCUGGCACUGUGCCAGAUUUCCGGCAUGUGGCGCCUGUGCUUGGCUCAUACAAAAAAAGAUAGGACUACGUUGCCAAUUGUGUUCAUCUAGAAUAGAAUAGAAUAGAAUAGAAUAGCCGACAUACACUAGUUGGUGCACAUUAUGACUGAAAUUUCAAUGCAAAAAGCUCACCAUUGGACUCAUAAAAAAACAAAACAAUAAAUGAUUCUAAAUUUUUAAAAAAAAUCAAUAUAUACAUGUAAGUAUAUAAAUAAUAUAUGCAUGUGUGUGUAUAUGUGUACAUAUACACUGACAGUCACUAAAAACUUUGAGACCAUAUUUUUCAACAUAAUUUUUAUUUUGAACCCCAAAACUGGAUUUUCUUCAUAUGAAUCAUUUGUUUAGCAUAUUGGCAGACAGAAACAAAAAUCUAAAGUUUCAAGAAUGAUUUCAAAAUAAAGAAUUUCACAAAAGAAAACGGCACCUGCCAAACACAAAGUCACAACAGUCAAUACCGAGUAUGGCCUCCAUUUGCUUCGAAGCAGGCAGCAAUCCGUCGGCGCAUGCUUUGGACCAGGCUUCUGAUUGUGGGUUGGGAACAGCCCAUACGCCUGGCUACAUCACUGUAGCUCAAACCGGCCUCCACCAUACCCAGUGCCCAGAGACGUUGUUCAUGUGAUAGACACGGCAUGAUGCUGUUUACUGGACUAACAAUGGUGGACUUUUUUGGGCCUUUAUAUAGGCCUUCAAAACCCAUUCUCAAAUUGUGCAGAUACUCACUGAGUAUUGCUUGGUGUGUAUUUGGUUCACUUUUGCAAAGUGACCAACCCAUGUGCAAUGAAUCAUGACAAAAUGACAACUCAUCAUUAUCUCAACUACCAGGGCACUAGAUCAUCAGUAAAUCCACAAUGAAUAAUUACAACUCCCCUAGAAGUAGAAUUCUGCGUACAUUUCUACCUCAAAGUUUCUAUUGACUGUCAGUGUAUAUAUCUAUAUAUAUAUAUAUAUAUAUAUAUAUAUAUAUAUAUGUAUGUACAUACAUACAUAAGUACACACCUGUAUACACACACAUCUGCUCAUCUUUAUUCGACAGUGAAGAUGUAGCAGUAGUAUUUCACGUAACGUGGUAUUAAUAGUAAUGCCACUACUACUAUUAGUGAUAAUACACCAACUACUGCUGCUGAUACUAUCACUGCUACUACAACUUGUAAUACUAGUACAAAUGCUGAUACCACUUCUACUACUAUAAUGGCUAUUUAUACUACUACUGCUGCUUGAACUUUUGGUAUUACCAUUACUGCUGCGUGUAUUUUUAGUAUUACUACUACUGCUUGUGCAGCUAUACUACAGCUACUAAUAAUCGUCUGGUAUUUGGUUGUCCAGCUGUUAUCUUGCAUUAGUGUUUUGCUAGCGGCUAACUAGUUAGCUCUCAUAGACUCUCAACAAGAUUUAACAAUGAAAAAAGAGCCAAAAACUAUUCUUACCAAUGGAAAGUUAUUCCAACUCUCUUUGUCUCCAUCGUUCGAUGUAGUGUGCAAUUAAAUGCAGCUCAAUGAGCCGGCAUUGUUCUUGUUUUAGUUUUCGCCUCGUACACACCAAUGGAAAAUGCUGAAAUUUUACCCCCACUAUCUUACUGUCUCCGUAGGCACGCCGCUCUGAGGGGCAUGUCGUAUCUACUCUUCAUAUCUAUGAUUGUAAUGCCCUGCUCUCUGGUCUUCCCAAAAAGAAUAUUUUAAAUCUCCAGUUAUUAUAAAACUCAGCCGCACGCGUGCUGACGAGGACCAGAGGGCGGGAACACAUUACACCAGUUUUAAAGUCGCUGCAUUGGCUCCCUGUCUGCUUCAGGAUCGAUUUUAAGGUUCUUUUAUUAGUUUUUAAAUGUCUUAACGGUCUUGUGCUUUCUUAUUUGUCUCAACUUCUUUUACCAUAUCAACCCUCAUGGAUCCUGAGGUCCUCUGGCAGCGGCCUUUUAAUUAUACCACAAGCCAGAACUAAAACCCACGGUGAGGUGGUAUUUAGCCACUAUGGCCCCCGCCUGUGGAACAGCCUGCCGGAAAACCUCAGGACUGCAGAGACUGUUGAUGUUUUUAAAGGAAGGUUAAAAACGCAUCUUUUUAAUCAGGCUUUUAAUUAACUUUUUCAUUCCUUCUUAUGUUCUUAGAAUUACUCAUCCAUUACGUAUCUUUAUUACUUUAACUGUUCAUUUUAUUCAUCUUAUUGUACAGCCCCUUUAUUUUAUUUGUUAAAAUUAUUAUUAUUAUUAUUUUUCUUUAACUCCAGUCUUUCCUCAGGGGGUCCUCCUCACUGGCUGCAGCAUCUGGUCUGUUGCUGGGGGUGCUGUCCACGGGUCCCUUCGCCCCGGUUGGACGGGGGGUUUCCUACCUCAGUGUGGGGGUCCCCCUGUCUGUCGGGGUCUGGGGGGUCCACGUGCCGGCACCCCCGGCGGUCAUGGCCAUUAGGUGAAGCACUUUGCAGUGCGAUUUUGUCGGAUGAAAAGUGCUAUACAAAUAAAGAUUGGUUGAUUGAUUGAUUGAUUAAACGUGGAGAUGCAGCUGCAGGUGAGACCGUUGUUGUCAUGGUUACAGUGACGCUGUGUUGCGAUCUGGCAGUGAUACAGAAAUCUUUAACAAAUCCGUGGAUCCAGACUAUACGCGGCAUCACUGCGAAAAUGUGAUCACUUGGUCCUUGAGUCAUUUCCGACCUCUGAAAAUUUCAUCUAAAUCCAAUUGUUUGCUUUUUGAAUAAUGUUACUGACAGAGAUAGACGAAGGAUAAACGGACGAUCUUCACAGUAACUUUGCCGCGUUCCUUGGUGGAGUGAAAAUAAAUGGUGCUUCCGGGCAUCCAGAUAGGUCAACACAGCGUCCUGGGUUGGAUUCCAGCUCACGGCUCUUUACUGCAUGUCUUCCCCCCCAUUCUGGUCCCUGCUUUCCUGUCUGCCUCUCCACUCUGACUAUCAAAGAAGCCAAAAAAAACCCCACAAAAAUAACUUUAAAAAAAUAAAGAAAUUAAACACAGGGUUUUCUUGCACUGUAACUGUUUACAUAUUUGUAUUUCAGAAUAAACAGUGCAAAUGAUGUUAAAAGGUGAAUCCAUGUCUUUAUCCACGUCUUUUACUGAUUAGUUGCUCCAUGUUGUAGUCAGAUGGAGUACUACCACCACCGACUGACCUUUUUGGUGUUCCUAUAAUCUGUAGUCUGACUUUGUGAAGGCACAUAGCUGAGUUUCUUUCCAGUUAGCUAGAUUGUACCCCGACCCAAAAGCAAAAAAGUUCAGGCUGAGGAUUAUUUUUCACUUUAAGCCCUGUAUAUUGCUCUGUGUGACAAAGUGAGAGUUAACUGUUGAUGUUGAUCCACAGAGUGGAGCAGCAGAACUCAGAGGUUCCCAGAGAUCAGUCUGUCCAGCAGCAUCACCUGGACUCCAUAUUCAUGUUGCUGGAGGACAACAUGGUGACUUUUGUGAAGAAGGAGCUGAAGAAGAUGCAGAAGCUUGUGAGUCCAGAUUACCCAGAAUACUCCUCAGAGAGUCAGAGGGAGGAUGAGGAGGAGUUGGAGGGUGAUGAUGAAGAUGAGAGGAGGAGCAGCAGAGAGAUGUUUGAGCAGAUCACAGUGUUGUUCCUGAGGAGGAUGAAGCAGGAGAAGCUGGCUGACUGUCUGCAGAGCAAACUUGCUGCUGGAGUUUGUGGACGUGAACUUAAACUUGGUCUGAAGAAGAAGUUCCAGAGAGUGUUUGAGGGCAUCGCUAAAGCAGGACAGAAGACUCUCCUGAAUGAGAUCUACACAGAGCUGUACAUCACAGAGGGAGGGACUGCAGAGGUCAAUGAUGAACAUGAGGUCAGACAGAUUGAAGCAGCAUCCAGGAAAGCAGACAGAGCAGAAAGAAGCAUCAGAGCAGAAGACAUCCUGAAAGGCUCACUUGGAAGAGAUGGACCAAUCAGAACAGUGAUGACACUGGGAGUGGCUGGCAUCGGGAAAACAGUGUUAACACAGAAGUUGACUCUGGACUGGGCUGAAGACAAAAGCAACCAGGACAUCCACUUCAUGUUUCCAUUGACUUUCAGAGAGCUGAAUGUGGUGAAAGAGAGAAAGUUCAGCUUGGUGGAACUUGUUCAUCACUUCUUCAGUGAAACCAAAGCAGCAGGAAUGUGCAGCUUUGAAGACUUCCAGGUUUUGUUGAUCUUUGACGGUCUGGAUGAGUGUCGCCUUCCUCUGGAUUUCCACAACAAUGAGGUCCUGACUGAUGUUAGAGAGUCCACCUCAGUGGAUGUGCUGCUGACAAACCUCAUCAGGGGGAAGCUGCUUCCCUCUGCUCGCCUCUGGAUAACCACACGACCUGCAGCAGCCAAUCAGAUCCCUCCUGACUGUGUGGACAUGGUGACGGAGAUCAGAGGGUUCACCGACCCACAGAAGGAGAAGUACUUCAGGAAGAGAUCCAGAGAUGAGGAGCAGGCCAGCAGCAUCAUCUCCCACAUGAAGAAGUCACGAAGCCUCCACAUCAUGUGUCACAUCCCAGUGUUCUGCUGGAUCACUGCUACAGUUGUGGAGGAGCUGCUGAGAAGCAGAGAGGGAGGAGAUCUGCCCAGAACCUUGACUGAGAUGUUCAUCCACCACCUGGUGGUUCAGGCCAAAGUCAAGAAGGUCAAGUAUGAUGGAGGAGCUGAGACAGAUCCACACUGGAGUCCAGACAGCAGAAGGAUGAUUGAGUCUCUGGGAAAACUGGCUUUUAAUCAACUGCAGAGAGGAAACCUGAUCUUCUAUGAGUCCGACCUGAAAGAGUGUGGCAUCGAUGUGGAAGCAGCCUCAGUGUACUCAGGAGUGUUCACACAGAUCUUUAAAGAGGAGAGAGGGCUGUACCAGGACAAGGUGUUCUGCUUCGUCCAUCUGAGCAUUCAAGAGUUUCUGGCUGCUCUUCAUGUCCAUCAGACCUUCAUCAACUCUGGAAUCAACCUGCUGGAAGAACAACAACAACAAACAAUAUCCUGGUGGUCUGGACUGUUCAGAGAGAAACGUGAUCCAACAGGUUUCUACCAGAGAGCUGUGGACGAGGCCUUACAGAGUCCAAAUGGACACCUGGACUUGUUCCUGCGCUUCCUCCUGGGUCUGUCACUGCCAACCAAUCAAAAUCUCCUACGAGGCCUGCUGACACAGACGGGAAGUAGCUCACAGACCAAUCAGGAAACGGUGGAGUACAUCAAGAAGAAGAUCAGUGAGAAUGUGUCUGUAGAGAGAAGCAUCAAUCUGUUCCACUGUCUGAAUGAACUGAAGGAUGUUUCUCUAGUGGAGGAGAUCCAAUGGUCCCUGAGAUCAGGACGUCUGUCCACAGACAAACUGUCUCCUGCUCAGUGGUCAGCUCUGGGCUUCAUCUUACUCUCAUCAGAAGAACAUCUGGACGUGUUUGACCUGAAGAAAUACUCUGCUUCAGAGGAAGCUCUUCUGAGGCUGCUGCCAGUGGUCAAAGCCUCCAAGAAAGUUGUACUGAGUGGCUGUAAUCUGUCAGAGAGAAGCUGUGGAGCUCUGUCCUCAGUUCUCAGCUCCCAGUCCUCCAGUGUGACAGAGCUGGACCUGAGUCACAACAACCUGCAGGAUUCAGGAGUGGAGAGUCUUUCUGCUGGACUGGAGAGUCCACACUGUAAAUUGGAAGCUCUCAGGCUGUCAGGCUGUCUGGUCACAGAGGAAGGCUGUGCUUCUCUGGCCUCAGCUCUGAGCUUGAAGACCUCAAAUCUGAGAGAGCUGGACCUAAGCUACAACCAUCCAGGAGACUCAGGAGAGAAGAUGCUGAGAGCAAAAGUGGAGGAUCCACACUGUAGACUGGAAACUCUCAGGGUGACGCCUGCUGGAGUCCAAUGGUUGACACCAGGUCUGAGGAAGUAUUCUUGUCAACUCACAGUCGACACAAACACAGUAAACAGAAACCUCAAACUGUCUGACAACAACAGGAGGGUGACACAUGUGAAGGAGGAUCAGUCGUAUCCUGGUCAUCCAGACAGGUUUGAUCGGUAUCAUCAGCUGCUGUGUAGAACUGGUCUGACUGGUCGCUGUUACUGGGAGGUGGAGUGGAGAGGAUGGGUUCAUAUAUCAGUGAGUUACAGAGGAAUCAGAAGGAAAGGAAACAGUGAUGACUGUUGGUCUGGACGUAAUGAUCAGUCCUGGAGUCUGAUCUGCUCUGAUGAUGGUUACUCUGUCAGACACAAUGACAGUGAAACAUCCAUCAAUUCCUCCUCAGUCUCUCACAGAGUUUCAGUUUAUGUGGACGUUCCUGCUGGAACUCUGUCCUUCUACAGAGUCUCCUCUGACUCUCUGAUACACCUCCACACCUUCAACACCACAUUCACUGAAACUCUCUAUCCUGGUUUUAGGGUCUUCUGGUCCAGGUCUGGUUCCUCAGUGUUUCUGUGCUGAGUUGAGUCUCCAGAGUUUCCUCCUGCAGAGAAACAGUGUUGAACAGAUAGUUGAGUCUCUCCAUGACUCUGUCCCUCACAAACAUGUUUUCACAUUCAUGGAUUAAAUGUGUUUCUUUGUCAAAUCCUUCUAAAUGAUUCCUUGUAUUGUAUUGUAUUUAUUAUUGUAUUUAUUAUUUCAUUUCAGGCAAGUAUAUACAAUAGAAUCACAUUUUAUGCAUACAGAUAUAUUAUUUCCAUCCAGCAUCUACAAAGCUACAGUAGGUAUUACAUGCAGUAGGUUCUGAUGCCUGAAAGGGAGUGGGAGGAAGAAAACCUAUUUAAUCCCACCCCCAUCCCCUUUGCUUAAAUUCAAAAUUUUCACUUCCUAUAAAUAAAGAAAAGGAAUUCAAAAUAAACUAGUUAUCUAUAAACAUAAGUUAUGCAUUAAAUAGGCAAUGCAUGACAAGUAUUGAAACUUAGUGGGAUUAACCAUAGAUAAUAGCAAAACAGUUAAAUAGCAACAACAGUUACAUACCAACGAUGGUAAGGAAUUAUACAUACCAAAAGGUAUGGCACAGGAUUUAGAGUAGUGAUUGUAUGAAUAAAUGCAUACAUAAGCAUACAAACAUGCAUACAUCUACAUAUCCAUAUAUACACACAUGUAUGUCAACAAUGGACAAUAUACCAACGACAGUAAGGAAACAACAAGACACACUUGAUAAUACAGGUAAAGAAUCAAGACCCUUUUUCAAUAUACUGUGACCAGACUUUAUAUUGUCGUUUAAAACUAUGAAUACCUUGGCAUUGCUUGUGCUGAAUUUCCAGGCUAUUCCACAGCUUCACUCCACAUACAGACACACAAAACCGUUUACGAGUGUUUUUAGCAUUUGGUAUGAUAAAAUUUCCAAAUCCUCUUAAAUUAUGAACUGUUUCUUUUAUUCUGAAAAACUGUUGUAUGUUUUGUGGCAAAAAAUUGUUGAAUGCUUUAUAUAAGAUUAAUAAUGUAUAUUACAAGAUCUUUAAAUUUUAGCAACUUUGAUUGGAUAAAAAGGUUGUGGGUAUGUUCAAGAAAACCAGCCUUAUGAAUGAUCCGUACAGCUCUUUUCUGUAAUAUGACUAAAGGAUGUAUUGUGCACUGGUAAGUGUUCCCCCACACCUCCACACAAUAUGUGAGGUAUGGGAGUACAAGAGUGCAAUACAGGGUACGUAGAGCAUUUGCAUCAAGACAUCGUUUCACUUUAUUUAUUAUGUAGAGGCAUUUGGAAAUGUUUGCUUUUAUUUGUCGGAUGUGAGCUUUCCAAGAUAGCUUGUUAUCAAUUAUGUCACCUAGGAAUUUAUUUUCACAAACAUUUUCGAUCUCAAUACCAUCAAUACUUAUCCGCAAAUCUGAGUUUGCUGAAAGGUUUCCGAAGGUCAUCACUUUAGUUUUAUUUACAUUUAGAGAUAAUUUAUUUAUAUCCAUCCAUCUUUUAAUUUCAUUGAGUUCCCUGUUCAAAGUACGGACUAGCUCAUUAUAAUCAUUACUGCUAUAGAAUAUGUUUGUGUCGUCAGCAAAAAGAAUUAGUUUUAGUGAUUGAGAAACAUUAAAGAUAUCAUUUAUAUACAAGUUAAACAGUUUUGGUCCUAAAACGGACCCCUGGGGGACACCGCAAACAAUGCCAAGGUGUUCAGAUUGACACUGUCCGAUUUUUACGUAUUGUACCCUUCCUAUUAAGUAACUUUUAAUCCAGUCCCCGGCUACACCUCAGAUUCCAUAUAAUUCCAGUUUCUUUGAUAGGAUAUCAUGAUUGAUUGUAUCAAAAGCUUUCUUAAGGUCGAUAAAGACUCCAACUGCAAUUUUUUUCUGAUCUAGUGCAUUGGUUAUUUCUUCAGUGGCUUCUAUCAGUGCCAUUGUACUGGUUCUGUUGGUUCUAAAACCAUACUGACCUUCAUUUAUUAAUUUAUGUUUAUUAAGGAACACUUCAAGGCGAGAUGCAAAGAGUUUUUCAAGGAUUUUUGAAAAUUGUGGUAAAAUGGAGAUGGGCCUGUAAUUUGUGUAGCUGUGUUCGUUAUCAUUUUUAAAUAUCGGGACUACUUUUGCAAUUUUCAUUUUGUCCGGAAAACAGCCCAACUGAAAAGAUAAAUUAUAAAUAUAAGUCAACGGUUUUGCAAUAUUCAGAAUUACUUUUUUCACUAAAAACAUGUCAAUGUUGUCACAAUCAGUUGAAAACUUACUUUUGCAUUUUAGGACAAUAUUUAUCACUUCCUGCUCAUCUGUUGCUGAGAGAAAUAAUGACAACGGAUUGUGUUUUAUAAGGUUAGAUUCAAUGGUACCACGGUUUUGGAUUCUGGCAGCCAACUCAGGGCCGACAUUCACAAAAGAUUCAUUGAAGCCAUUUGCAAUAUUUGCCAUAUUGCGAGUUUCACUGUUUUUAUCAACAAAGUAAUCCGGAUAUGUUGACUUAGAAGAGUCUUUUUUGAUUAAGCUAUUGAGAACAUUCCAGGUUUCUUUCAUAUUGCUUCUAUUUUCAUUUAAUUUUUUCUUGGAAUAUAAUUCUUUGCUUUUUCUUAUGUCUGUUAAUUUAUUUCUGUACAUCUUAUAUUUUUGUUCCGCUUCAUUCGUUUUUGAUUUAAUAAAUAGUUUAUAUAGAUUAUUUUUCUUUUUACAAGCAUUAAUUAUUCCUUUUGUAAGCCAAGGUCUUUGAUUAUAUUUUGCACUUAUGCAAAAUUCUUUUUUUGGGCAGUAUUUAUCAUACAAAGAAAGAAAUAUGUCUAAAAAUUUACCGUAUGCGCUGUCCACAUGCUGUUCAUUGUAGACUGCGCUCCAGUCCUGAUGUGCUAGACUACUGUUAAGGUUAUUGAUCGAGUCCUCACUUCUCGCUCGUUUAGCAAUGAUUUCCGUAGGAUGGUUUAUGUUGAUAAAUUCACAGGCGUACAGAGUAAAAACUGGUAAGUGAUCAGAAAUAUCAGAAAUAAACAGGCCACUAGUUGUAUUAUUUGGUAAUAUAUUGGUGAAGAUAUUGUCAAUAAUUGUGGCACUCUGAGAUGUUAUUCUACUUGGUUUAGUUAUUGUUGGAUGUAAAGACAAACUGUACAUGGUGUCCAUGAAGUUCUCAACAUUAAUUUGUUUAGUUGGAUUUAAAAGGUCUAUGUUGAAAUCUCCGCAAAUGAACAGUGUUUUUUGAUUUACUGAUGAAAACAGCUUAUCCAUCAUUUCACUAAAUAUAUCAAUAUUAGUGCCUGGUGUUUGAUAUACACAGCUAACAAUAAUAUUUUUCUUUUUUUCAUUAUGGCUUUCUACUGUUAGACAUUCCAUUAUGCCUUCUACAGCAAACGUCAUGCUUUCGACAACAACAAAUUUGAUAGAAUGGUGAACAAAAAGAGCAACUCCACCCCCAAUUUUGUCAUUUCUGUUUACAUAUCUCAGUUGAUAGCCAUUUAAAGUAAAGUCCAUUCCUCUAACACUGUUACCCCAAGUUUCUGAUAUUGCAAUAAUGCUGAAAGGGUGGGUGAAACAUUUUAAAAAAUCUCUAAUUGAAUCAAAGUUAGCAUAUAGGCUUCGACUGUUAAAAUGUAUAAUAGACAGUCUGCCUUUAGUGUCUAUAUUACUUUCAUAUUGCUCUUGCGUAAAAUAAUUACAUUCAUUCACCACAGAAGAAAAGAAAAUAUCAGGAUCAAUUUCUGUUGUCGGGUUGAUUGUGCUGUAGUUCUGGCAUUCGUAUGUUUCCAGCUCCAACUGCUGAUGAUGUAGAAUUCUCUGUAAUGUGUCCAUGUCCAUUUUUGGUGCAGUCAAUGUAUGUUGUGUAUUGUGCAUUUUGUGAAGUGGAGAGUCUCAUUUUACCUUAGCUGUCGGUGCAUUGAUGUGAGUUGAACUUAUUGAGCUCGUCCAUGGUUCUCACCACCAACACCUUGGCUUCUUCAGGACUCCCAUUUAGUUUGAUGAAGAUUUUACAGUUUGUAAUCCAAGUGUGUUGUAUCUUUCCUUGUUUUUUGAGUUGUCUUGCCUUUCGUGUUAUUUCUGCAUUCCUUCUUGUUAACUGCUCAUUGAUAAAUACAUCUGUCUCUUUGAGUUUU